This is a messenger RNA of Arabis nemorensis, 993 nucleotides long. NCBI's taxonomy places the organism in Eukaryota, Viridiplantae, Streptophyta, Magnoliopsida, Brassicales, Brassicaceae. The record is from the annotation of a GenBank genome assembly.
AUGCCGCCAAAGCUAUUCGGAGACGACGACGGCGGCGAAGAAGACGUCUCGACGUUGGAGAUCGAUAAGGAAUACGCUCGGAGAUUGGAGUACAACAGAAAGCGAGAGGAUCUUCAACGUUACGAGGAGCUGAAGCAGAGAGGUGUUGAGGAAGAUUCUGAUAAAGAGGAGAAGAAGAUUAAGAGUUAUGAUGAGGAACAAGACGAACUUAGGAAAGCUGUUUCUGAUGCUAUGGAGAUUGAGAAUGAUGAAGAUGGUGAAGAGCUUUUGAAAGAGACUGAGAAGAAAGGAGAUGAUGAUGAUGAUAUGGAGGUAGAUGAAGAGCUUGUGAAGAAAGCUGGUGAGUAUUUUGGUGGUGGUGAUGGUGAACUUGAUGAGAAGAACAAGUUCUUGAAAGAUUACUUGCUGAAUCAUAGGUGGAAGGAGAAAGAGAAAAGGGCAGUGAUUGAUGAAGCAGAGUUGGAUGAGUUGGAGGACGAUGAAGAUGCGGUGGAGAUUCAAGAGGAGUAUGAGUCUAACUAUAGGCAUGAAGAGAAUGCAGGUGAGAUAGUUAUGGGUUAUUCAAGGAAAGUCGAAGGUUCGGAAGGAGAUGAAUGCCAGUUGAAUGCGAAAGACGUGGAUGAUGAGUUCGAUCCCGAGGAGUAUGAUAAGAUGAUGAAAGCUGUGUUUGAUGACAAGUACUAUGACGAGGAGGAUUCUGGCUUGAGUAGUGAUGAGGAUGGUGAGAAGCCGGAUUUUGACAAAGAAGAUGAAUUGCUUGGACUUCCAAAGGAUUGGGAUGUGAUUCAAGGUGGGGAUGGUUUUACAGCCGCAAGAGAAAUGGCGUUGAAGCAGAAAGAGAUUGCUGAUACUGGUGCUGAACCAGCUUCCUCAGCAGCUGAGGAAGGCGAAGGCGAGGCAAGUAAACUAUCGAGAAAGGCAAAGAGAAGACGACGUCAAGCAGAGAAGAAGCUUCCUCCUAGCAGAAUGGCUGCUUAUGGGAAGCCACAGUGA